Molecule: messenger RNA, 619 nt
Organism: Leptonychotes weddellii (Weddell seal)
Lineage: Eukaryota; Metazoa; Chordata; Mammalia; Carnivora; Phocidae
Source: RefSeq, a predicted model, not a curated record
AUGGCUUGUACAGGUGCCUAUGGGUCUAAGAAGGAUUACUCAAACUUGGAUUUGGAGCAGCAUUAUCAACUGUUCUGCAUUUCUGUGGCUGCCGGGGCUUUUACCAUGGUGACAGCUGCUGGGGCUGAUGGUAGAGGUGGUUUUGGUGUCAGUUCAAUGUACUUUAAUAAGAAUUUACAGAGUCUUUGCCAUUCCUUCUACAAGCUUCACUCUGAUGUUGAUAAAGGAGAUGGUUCCAUCAAAUACAUCUUGUCAGGCGAAGGGGCAAGUUCCAUUUUCAUUAUUGAUGAGAACACUGGGGAUAUUCAUGCUACCAAGAGGCUGGAUCGGGAGGAGCAGGCCUACUACACGCUCCGAGCCCAGGCCCUGGACAGGCUCACCAACAAGCCUGUGGAGCCUGAGUCCGAGUUUGUCAUCAAGAUUCAGGAUAUCAAUGACAACGAACCCAAAUUCUUGGAUGGCCCAUACACGGCGGGAGUCCCCGAAAUGUCUCCUGUGGGGACCUCAGUGGUACAAGUAACAGCAACGGAUGCUGAUGAUCCUACGUAUGGUAACAGCGCCCGAGUGGUCUACAGUAUUCUGCAAGGACAGCCAUACUUCUCAGUGGAACCAAAGACAG